AUGACCAAAGCUGGAAUUCCCCCAAGACAAAUUUUUUCAUCUUUACGUCAAAAAACCCCAAAUCUACCGGCCAUCUCUAGAACUAUAUAUAAUGUGAAGAAAAAAAUACGAAAGGAAAAUUUAGGGAAUCGGCCCAUGAUCAACGCAUUAUUUGAGGAGCUUGAAGAAGGUGGUUUUACCUAUGAUAUUUCACAUAAUUCGGAGGAGCAUAUAUCUCGUUUGUUUAUUGCACACCCUUUGUCGAUUAAACUGGUCAAAGCCUUUUCUAAUAUCUUUGUGAUGGAUUGCACCUACAAAACCAAUAAAUAUAACAUGUCACUCCUUGAUAUCACUGAAAAAGAAGAUGAAGAAAAUUAUGCUUGGGCAUUACGUGCAUUUAAGGAGAUUAUUGGACAAGGAGAUUUGAGGGAAGUGAAAGAGAAAAUUUGUCUUGCAGUCGAGCAUGAAUUUAAUGAGAUUAAAGUGAAACUCUCAAGUGAGAAACUUCAAGUUCCUCACUAUUGCAAUAUGCCAUUUUUUAGAGAGCUUCAUUCUCAUAUUUCUCACUUUGCCUUGAAGGAGAUAUAUAGGCAAUAUGAUGUUGCAAAAGAUGGUAUUAUAACUUUGUGCACCGGUCACUUUAUGACAACUAUGGGUCUUCCAUGUGCUCACAAAAUAAAAUAUUGGCAAGGAACUACUUUUUCGUUGGAUUUAAUCCACCCUCAUCGGAGGAUUGACACGUUAUCAUUAAAUGUACAAAAUGAUUUGCAUGGUGAAGGCAUCGAUCGAUUCGAUGAGUUGCUUAAUGAGUUGCACUCAACGUAUCAAAGGUGGCCCUUAAAUAAGAAAGAACAUGCUCUUUCAGUGAUUACAAAACUUGUGAACCAAUCUGUCACCGUUUUUGAGCCCGUGAUUCAACGACCAAAAGGAAGACCUCCAAAAUCAAAAAAAGAAAAGAGGAAUAACUUCCACAACACGAGAUCCUUCAAGAUUUGA
Lactuca sativa (garden lettuce) is the source of this 975-nucleotide messenger RNA. The record is from RefSeq and is a predicted model, not a curated record. Lineage: Eukaryota; Viridiplantae; Streptophyta; Magnoliopsida; Asterales; Asteraceae.